ACCCACACCUCUGUCUCCAUCAUCGCCGUAGCAGUCCUGCAGGUAGGAGCAUCUGCCCGCAGCCCUCUGCUCAGAGCGGGCAAGCUGGUUUGGCCUCUUUCUCCCCAGCAUCCUUAACCCUGAGAACACAGCCCCCAGUGCCCCUGCCCCUUGCCCUGACCUCCCCCAGCAUCCAGCAUCCCUUGGACAGACUCUGACACUGUCGCCACCGCCACCUCUGCCAUCCCCAACGCCACCACCUCAGGGCCAGCAAGAUGCAGUUUGAGAUGCACGACAACGUGAAAGGCAAAGCCAUGUCCUACCCAGUGACCAGUCAGCCCCAGUGUGGCAGCAGCAGCUACCAGACCCAGCUCAGCGACUGGCACACCGGUCUCAUGGACUGCUGCAACGACAUGCCCGUCUGUCUGUGCGGCACUUUCGUCCCUCUGUGCCUCGCCUGCCGCAUCGCCGACGACUUCGGCGAGUGCUGCUGCGCGCCCUGCCUUCCCGGAGGCCUGAACUCCCUGCGCACCGGCAUGCGCGAGCGCUACCGCAUCCAGGGCUCUGUGGGACACGACUGGGCGGCCCUCACCUUUUGUCUGCCCUGCUCGCUCUGUCAGAUGGCGCGGGAACUGAAGAUCCGAGAGUAAAGAGGUUCCCCCUACCACCCCUCCUUUCCCACCCAUCACGCCUGCCCUCCUUUGCCCUCUCCUGGGAGGUCCUGCCCCUCCGCCCUACCCCACCACUGGAAAUGCACCCACAAUAAAAACCUGAAAACCAA
This is a messenger RNA of Hippopotamus amphibius kiboko, 760 nucleotides long. RefSeq names its product cornifelin (gene CNFN). The transcript is spliced from 5 exons. Gene Ontology annotation, cellular component: cornified envelope. Bases 255 to 629 code for a protein of 124 amino acids. Lineage: Eukaryota; Metazoa; Chordata; Mammalia; Artiodactyla; Hippopotamidae. The record is from RefSeq and is a predicted model, not a curated record.